Zychaea mexicana is the source of this 968-nucleotide messenger RNA. RefSeq lists its product as uncharacterized. Lineage: Eukaryota; Fungi; Mucoromycota; Mucoromycetes; Mucorales; Lichtheimiaceae. The record is from RefSeq and is a predicted model, not a curated record. Bases 176 to 829 code for a protein of 217 amino acids. The transcript has 2 exons.
UUGGAUGAACUUGGCAAAAAGGGUUUCAUGCACAGUAGCCAACAACCCUAUACCAUCACAACAACAACAACAACAUUAUACCAACUCCUUAUUUUUCCGCGUUUCUAUCUAUAUCUCAUUGAUUAAUUGAACUCUUUUUUUGCUCCUCUUCCCGGAUAUUCACACUUAACGGAUCAUGUAUUUUUUGGAAUGGUUGAUGAAAAAGCGUCGCCCAAAAACUUUUCUUAUUGCUGUAGCAGUUUUACUAGCUGUUACGACUAUGCUACUGGCAAACACAGCAAGACGGAAAUGGUUGAGGAAGGGGUGGUUGCAUGAUCAUUUGCUCUUGUCCUAUUUUAAAAAGAUCCUCAAGCCCAAUCAUCGUCACCCAGUGAUGAUUCUUAAAAAGAAACAACAAAAGCGACAACGUAAAGAGGGGAUAGCGAUGGCAACAACAACACGUUGUCUGGUUCUUGUGAUCCAGUCCAAACCGCUUUUAUCUUCAUCUUCUUGUUCACAGUUUUCGAAGAACGUAUCGAAAUGUUUGGAUUAUCGGUCUAGACAAAAUUUGUUGUAUUGUUACUAUGUAAACAGCUACGACAACAAUAGCAUCAUCGUUCCUCGACCGCUUAAAGUAAAUCAUCAUCGACACGACAAUCGUGACGAUAAAAACCGGCAAAUGCGGUGGCAACAUCAUCAACAACAGCAUCCGCUAGCCAUAGGUCUGUUGCGUAACAACCAAUUUUUUCACCAUGGGAAUGACAACAACAACGGUGUGGUUGUCCCGGCAAGGAUUGCCAGUAAAACAUUUUUACCAAUAGCAUCAUUGUACUAUAAACUUAUGUUGUAAUAUUUUGUUUUUGGCGCGGGUAUUUAUGUAUAUAAACAGCCAUAUUUAUGUGUGUGUGCAUGUAGUAAUCAUCAUCAUCAUCAUCAUCUUGUGAUGAUAGAAAGAACAGCAGACAGCCGAGAGAAAGAGAGAGAUCGAU